CACCUGUGCUUUCACCACACCACUUGGAAAUCUUUCUGAGAUGUCCACGAGACAGAAAAAGACCCAAAGAAUGACAGAAACAUCAAAACCUCAUCCUCCCCUUCCCAAGCAGCUGCAAUAGCAUCAACCCUCCCCCCACUUGCUCCAGCAAAAGCACCGAGACCUUCCCUCCACCAAGAAUGCAAGAGCAAAGCCCCCAAACAGACCAUGAUCUAGAGUCCAUCAGAAAAACUAAUACCCCUCCCAACACUUCAGUAUCUCAGACAUGCUCCCUCUCACUAGCAAGGACAACCAACCAGAGCGGGAGACCAGUAGCUUAACUACACAGAUGGAGAAUAUGCCGGGCACAGCCCACAAGUAUUGUACAGAUACCCCAGUACCAACCGUGAAUGGGCACUACCUGCAGGAGAGUGACGAUAUGACGCCAGGCUGUGAAGAUGGCAGUGAGGGCCGAGAGAAUGGGGCAGACGAGGUAUACGAAACUGUAAACACGUCGACUAUCUCCGAUGACAGCAUUCGUUUCUACGUCAACAUGAACGUCGAACUGGAGCCAAAUGCAGAUGAAAAUGACAAUGCUGGAUGCGUCUUACUACAUACAUCCAGAAAAUACCUGAAGUUGAAGAACUUUGAGGAAGAGGUGCGAGCGCACAAGGACCUGGACGGUUUCCUCGCAAAGGCUGGAAUCUUGCUGGACGUGUCAACCCUGUCGCUCGACGAUGUUCUGCAAGAGAUGCUCAAGCACAUUAUGAAGGAAUCUGAUAACAUGGAGCCCAGAUGCAACCUGGACGAAGUGAUGGGCAGUUUAUUCACUGAUUCGAGCACUUCUCAGGACGCCAAUGCAAAUGUGCACCUCCUAUCAGACACCAUUCAAGGAGUUUCUUCGACCACAACGGGUGUUCAGUACCAGCAGUCCUGGCUCUGUCUUCUGUGCACUGUCGCAACGCUCCAGAAACGUCACGUGUGUAUAAGCCGACUAGAGAGGCCUCAGAACUGGGGGGAGAAUUGCUGUGAAGUGCGUUACGUUAUUCUCAUCCUGGUGCCAGCCAAAAUGAAAAGCACAAAGACAGCCAUUGAAGUUGGAAGGACCUUUGCCACGAUGUUUGCUGACAUGAACUUCCGUCAGAAACUCUCAGAAGUUAAAACAAAAGAGGAAUUUAAAGAGACUCUAAUUCUUCAGCGGCACCUUCUAACUGUCAUCCACAGGGAGCCGAGCAAUACAGAGGAUUCAAAGGAGAAGCAAAAUGAGCGAUCUCAGGGUUUUAAAUACUUUCGCCUGGGGAAGGGAAUGAUGAGUGACCUAAGGCGCAGGCUGCCUUUCUAUCUCUCAGACUACACCGAUGGUAUUCUUGGAAGCAAUAAGUCUAUCAGAAAGUACAUCACUACCAUCUUGUUUCUGUAUUGCAUCUGCCUACUGCCAACGAUAGCUUUUGGGUCUUUAAAUGCUGAAAACACAAGAGGGUCAAUUGAUGUGCAGAAAACCAUACUUGCCCAGUGCAUUGGAGGAGUAGCCUAUGCUGUAUUUGCUGGCCAGCCAAUGGGUAUAGUGUUAACAACUGCACCCCUGGCAUUGUACAUACAUGUUAUCCAGGGCAUCUGUGAUGACUACAAUCUGAAUUUCUUUUCUUUUUAUGCCUGUGUUGGCCUGUGGAAUAGUUUCUUUUGUAUCAUCUAUGGUGUUGGCAACGUAAGUUCAUUGAAGAAGUUUUUCAAAAGAUCGACGGAUGAGAUCCUAGCCGUCUUCAUAUCCAUUGCAUUUGUGGUGGAUGCUUGUAAAGGCUUGGCCAAAAUUUUUCAGGAUAAUUACUUCUGCCCUAACAUUCAGGGAGAGAACGAAACACUUGGCUCCAAGUUUAAUGCCAACCAUUCCCUCAAUACUACAGACCCUGAUUCUGGGGCUCUCCCCUGUGGCCGGGACACUGCUGUUCUAAGUCUCUUCCUGAUGCUUGGCACCCUGUGGCUGGGGUAUACCUUGUUCCAGUUCAAGAAAAGCCCUUUCCUGCAUGCCCGGGUCCGUGAAACCCUAUCAGAUUGUGCCUUGCCAAUAUCGGUGUUGGUAUUUUCAUUUGUGGGAUCAUACCUUUUUAGAGAUAUCAAGGUUGCCUCAUUUAGUUAUAAUCCAAAUAAAGGCUUGUUCAAUCUGGCCCCAUUUCACCUUCUCUCUGUCGGAGCAAUAUUUGGUGGAAUGGGAUUGGGCUUCCUUCUCUCCAUGCUGUUUUACUUGGAACAGAACAUUGUGAUGUCACUAACGAAUGCUCCUCAGAACAGAUUAAUGAAAGGCACGGGCUAUCACUGGGACAUCUUCCUUGUGGGCAUUGUUAACAUCGUGUUGUCCAUCUUUGGGUUGCCAUGGGUGCACUCGGCAUUCCCUCAUUCGCCUCUGCAUGUCCGCGCUCUGGCCUUCGUCGAGCAGAGAGUGGAGAAUGGUCAUCUAUAUGAGGUCAUUGUUCGAGUAAGGGAGACCCGAGUGGCGGCUCUUGUGGCCCACAUAUUGGUGGGGAUCUCUCUCCUGGGGCUACCCGUCCCUCUUCAGUGGAUUCCGAAGCCUGUCUUGUAUGGGCUCUUCCUCUACGUUUCUGUGACCUCCAUUGAUGGCUGUCAGUUUUUUGAGAGAUUGGCUCUUCUAUUUAAAGAACAGACUUCCUAUCCACCCACGCACUACAUCCGGAGGGUCCCACAGAGGAAGAUCCAUUUGUUUACCGGCCUCCAGCUAAUCGAGAUUGCUAUCCUCUGCGGCUUCGGAAUGGCCCCGAUACCAUACUUGAAGAUGGUCUUCCCACCCAUCAUGCUGGCGAUGGUCCCUGUCAGGUGCCUCAUUCUUCCCAGGAUAAUUGAAGCUAAGUAUUUGGACGCUAUAGACGCAGAGCAUUAAAGGACAGCAGAUGCUGGGCUUUGGACCUUGGAAGCUCGAGAUAAUGGGACUUAUCUAGAGGAGAGUCGGGGUCAGGCCGAAGUCUUAGUGCACUGAACGAGGAAAGUGACUGGCCACGGUGGUCAUCUUUAUCGGGCCCCUAUAAUUAAAGAGGCCGCAUCGUAUGCUCCUUUCUCUUUUAAAUUUUUUGGCACCACACUUUGGAAAUUUCUGCAGAUGAGAUUGCACAAUGGAGAUACGGCGUGGAGUGGUGGGACUGAGAGUUGAUGGGAAGGACCUUGCACAGUCUGCAGCCUUCCCAUUUACCGUCCCAUAGCUCUGGUGAUUAUAGGACCGAUAUUUCCAUUUAUAACCUCAAAAUUGCCUGGGCUUUCGCAACUAGCAUCUUUGGUACCAUCUGGAAAAAGUGAUGGGCCUGCAGGAGCAGGGAUGCUCCUUGAAAAAGUGUUGCUCCAUCCAUGUGAUGGACUGUUGUGCCCAGUCAGGGGAAGACUGUGCAUUUCACUGACGCUGUUGAACAGGAGAAUUCUUGUCCCUCCUCCUGGUGUAAGCCAUAAACCAAAUCUUGGAGAUGGUGUGUGUGUGUGUGUGUGUGUGUGUGUGUGUGUGUGUGUGUGUGUGUGUGUGUGUGUGUGUGUGUGUGUGUGUGUGUGUGUGUGUGUGGCUCACGGUCCCUUUCUUUUGCUUGCUCUCCCUUGCUCUCACUCUCAUUCUCCACCCCCCCCCUCUCUCUCUCUCUAUACAGUAUGCAUCUUCCAUGGCUGUAGAGUUGCAAAUGGGUUGUACAUGUAAAUGGUUUGUUUCUACCACAAUGCGAUAACUCAAAGCUUGUCUGAUACUGUAAUAUAUCAUUAUGACACUGAUUAUUAGUUUUUUGAUGCCUGAUUGAUAUUGGCAUUGGUGAAAAAAAUUAAAAUACUGGAAAUGUUUUCUAAA
Molecule: messenger RNA, 3805 nt
Organism: Hypanus sabinus (Atlantic stingray)
Lineage: Eukaryota; Metazoa; Chordata; Chondrichthyes; Myliobatiformes; Dasyatidae
Gene: slc4a11
Product: solute carrier family 4 member 11
Exons: 21
Coding region: 266-2869 (867 amino acids)
Biological process (GO): transmembrane transport; monoatomic anion transport; monoatomic ion homeostasis
Cellular component (GO): basolateral plasma membrane; plasma membrane
Molecular function (GO): solute:inorganic anion antiporter activity
Source: RefSeq, a predicted model, not a curated record